CCGGCCGGAGGAGACAGAUGACAGUGAAGUUGCCUGUGUAAAAUCUAUUCUUGCCACUUGCCACUGCGUUUGCACGGCUUGAGGAAGGGAAGCCAGCUGUGUUAAUGCCUAGACUCCUUGAAUGACAGAUCAACCAGUCACUCGAUGGGGAGCAACGGCGGACCACCUUUUUGUGUCACCUUCCCACUUCUCUGUAGCAAGAAAAAUCACUUCAGCACCUCUUCAAUAAUAAUGAUGAAACUGGUAUUAACUGAAUGGCAAUUAUGGAUUUUUAACUCUAAUUCACAGUAAACCAGCAAGCCAUAUGUUUAAAACCCAACCAAAAAUCAUUCUGUUCUGCUGCGUGUCUCACCCGAUUGUGAGAAGUGGAGAGAUCUCUGUUUGUACAAAGAGGGAUAUAAGCAUCACUUGCCGGAGGAACACAACUGAAGCAGAAGGAGAAGGUGUCCUAAUUUAUCCUUAAAGAUAUAUGAUAGCAUUAUUUAUAUAGAUAGAGGAAAUAUAUAUAUAUUAACAAAUAUAUAUAUAUAUAUACACACAUAUAUAUAUAUAUUUUUGGUGGUAAUGAAAAUGGCUCCGCAAAAUGCCGACUCAGAAUCUAUGCAAGUUCAAGACUUACCUGUGCCCCUGCCAGACCUGCAGAAGCCCGGAGGUGCGGACACCCACUACGAGACCAUCAGCGAGGGGUCCAUAGACCGGAUCCCUGUGCGCCUGUGGGUGAUGCACGGGGCCGUGAUGUUCGGCAGGGAGUUCUGUUACGCCAUGGAGACGGCACUGGUCACUCCCAUCCUGUUGCAGAUUGGCCUUCCGGAGCAGUACUACAGCCUCACCUGGUUCCUGAGCCCCGUCCUCGGCCUCUUCUUCACGCCCAUCAUCGGCUCCGCCAGCGACCGCUGCACCCUGAGCUGGGGCCGCCGGCGGCCUUUCAUCCUGGUCCUGUGCAUCGGCGUGCUCUUGGGCGUGGCGCUCUUCCUGAACGGCUCUGCCAUCGGUCUGUCCCUCGGCGAUGUCCCCAGCCGGCAGCCCAUUGGCAUCGUCCUCACCGUGCUGGGGGUGGUCAUCCUGGAUUUCAGCGCUGAUGCGACCGAGGGCCCCAUCCGUGCCUACCUGCUGGAUGUGGUGGACAGUGAGGAGCAGGACAUGGCCCUCAACAUCCACGCCUUCUCUGCCGGCCUCGGCGGGGCAAUCGGCUAUGUGCUGGGGGGGCUGGACUGGACCCAGACCUUCUUGGGCGACUGGUUCCGGACGCAGAACCAGGUGCUUUUCUUCUUCGCGGCCAUCAUCUUUGUGGUGUCGGUGGCCCUGCACCUGUUCAGCAUCGAGGAAGAACAGUACAGCCCCCCGCAAGAGCGGGGUGGGGAGGCGGCCGGCACCCUGCCCCCCGCCGCCCGCGUGAAUGUUCUGGAUGGAGGCGUCGCCUUGUUCCCGGAGGAGGUGCAGUCCGAGCACGAGCUCUCCCUGGACUUCCUGGGUGUGGACAUGGUGCGGAGCAAGAGCGACUCUGUGUUGCACGUGCCGGACGCUGCCCUGGACCUGGAACCCGAGCUGCCCUUCCUGCCCGACAUCGAGCCCUCCAUCUUCCACGAUGGCUCCUACCCCAGCACCCCCCGCAGCAGCAGCCAGGAGCUUCCCUGGACCAGGCCGUACCGCCUGGCCUCUGUGCUCAGGGAAACCGCAAAGGAGGACGUGACGCUGCUCGAUAAUCACUUGAACGAAGCCAAAGUCCCCAACGGCAGUGGCUCUCCCCCGAAGGACAGCCUCGGGGGCUACACCAGGGUGGCCCCGAAACCCACGGCCGCGUCCGGCUCCAUGAGGCGGCGGAGGCACAUGUUCCACCGGCAGGCCUCAAGCACCUUCUCCUACUACGGCAAGAUCGGGUCCAACUGCUACCGCUACCGACGGGCCAACGCCGUGGUCCUCAUCAAGCCCUCGCGCAGCAUGAGCGACCUGUACGACCUGCAGAAGCAGCAGCGGCAGCGGUGCCGGCACCGGAACCAGAGCGGGGCCACCACCUCCAGCGGGGACACGGAGAGCGAGGAGGGGGAGGGCGAGACCACCGUGCGGCUGCUCUGGCUGUCCAUGCUCAAGAUGCCCAAGGAGCUGACGCGGCUGUGCCUCUGCCACCUGCUCACCUGGUUCUCCGUCAUCGCCGAGGCCGUCUUCUACACCGACUUCAUGGGCCAGGUCAUCUUCGAAGGGGACCCCAAGGCCCCCUCCAACUCGACCGCCUGGCAGGCCUACAACGCCGGCGUGAAGUUGGGGUGCUGGGGCCUGGUGAUUUACGCGGCCACCGGCGCGAUCUGCUCAGCCCUGUUACAGAAGUACUUGGACAACUACGACCUGAGCAUCAGGGUCAUCUACGUGCUGGGGACGCUGGGUUUCUCCAUCGGCACGGCCGUGAUGGCCAUGUUCGCCGACGUCUACGUCGCCAUGAUCAUGAUCAGCACCAUGGGCAUCGUCUCCAUGAGCAUCUCCUACUGCCCCUACGCUCUGCUCGGGCAGUACCACGACAUCAAGGAGUACGUCCACCACAGCCCUGGGAGCUCCAAGCGUGGCUUUGGCAUAGACUGUGCCAUCCUCUCCUGCCAGGUGUACAUCUCCCAGAUCCUGGUGGCGUCCGCCCUCGGGGGUGUGGUCGACGCCGUCGGGACCGUGCGCGUCAUCCCCAUGGUGGCCUCCGUGGGCUCUUUCUUGGGCUUCCUGACGGCCACGUUCCUGGUGAUCUACCCAGACGUGUCGGUAGAGGUCAAGGAAGAGCAGAAAGGCCUGUCUUCCCAGCCUUCGGGGGAGAGCGGGGGCGGCGGCGAGAAGCCCACCGUCCUGAGGCUGACCAGGAAGGAGGGCCAGCCGAGGAAGGUGGAGACGGAGUCGAUGGUCUGAGCCUCACCCCUGCGCGCACACAUUCCAGGGGGGGUGGCGGGCGGGGCGGUCGCCGUUGCUUCGGUGGCCGCGCUCGAGCCAGAGUUCCUUCGUGAGACGGGUGGAGACGCGGUAGCUGUAGGGUAGGGUCGGGCCGCUAGGCAAAAACACCACGCUAAUUACUUUGUCCACGAUUAAAGAAAAUCAUUUGAAAUCUUUUUUUUUUUUUUUAAUUGAAAGAGAUCUUGUAAUUUCACCUCUUUCGUUCUGCAGGUAUAUUAUUCUGCAUGUUUUUAAAUUAUAAACCAGAUUUACAAUAGCGACAAGCAGUUUAGAGAAAAAUAAGAUGUUCAUUUCUAAGGUUACAAUUGAAAACCAAAAUAACCUGCUGUCCUUUGCCGUUUGUUACCUGAGUACUCCAGGUGGCAGUCACGCAGUCCGGGACUAAAAUCUCUUUAUCACGUUCUCUCUGGACGCCUGCAGGUAUCUGGACUUUCUGUCAGAUCUCCUGUCUUGUUGGUGCUGCAGCUAUUGGAGAGUAUUUUCCUUUAUGAUUAUUUUAGAAGAAAAGUUUUCCUUUCAAAACUGGUUUUCUUAGGAGAAGCAGCAUUUCCUCUUGUCCUCAGAGAUUCUGACAGAUGGUGCGUGGGGCAGCCCUGCCUCUGGGCAGCGGGAGGCGGCGGCCGCCCCCCACCAGCACCCGGAGGAGGCAGGGCCCAGGCAGGUGCACGCGCGUGUCCGUGCCCCGACCCCCGACCCCCCGACCCCCCGACCCCGUCGUCUUUGUCCGAAGCUCCCCGGAGAGGUUGUGGGCUCUUCAUUGCACUUUGACUCGUGUUUAAACCGUUUGCUGGGGAAAUCAUGAGGGCAGAGCUCCAGGAGUGGCCUCGCCCCCUGGGUCCUGCCGCCAGGCCUACCUCGGGUGUGUGGGACGGCGGCCCCGGGCGUGUGAGCUCCUGCUGGGCCGCCUCUGACCUCUUCUGACCUCUUCGCCUGCUCACCCCGCUUGACGCCGGAAUCCGAACGGUUGCCAGGUGUCCGGGACGGAAGGAAGGGCCGCCCCCCCGGAGGACUCUGCCCCGUUUCUGCUUUCCGCGUAUGAGCCAGACGCGGACUUUGGGGAAGUGCGGUCAUCAGAUGCUGCAGCUACUUGGAAAUGCUUUUCAAACCACAAUCUCUUUAUAACUCAGCGGUUUCUGCUUCUCUUACUUGGAAUGGUCAGUCUAAGCCUCCUGGUGUCACCUGGACACAGACAGUGGUGAUACUUCGCUGCCUCAAGUUUUUUUAAAUAAAGAACUUUAAGAUGCAUGAGGAACCAUGCUGCAAUAUGAUCAUUCUAAAGCAAAUAUAUAUCUAUAUAUAUAUAUAUUUCAAGAUGAGACUAAGCAGUUUUUAAAUAAAUUACUUGAAUUUUCUGUGUAUUCAAAA
Leopardus geoffroyi (Geoffroy's cat) is the source of this 4287-nucleotide messenger RNA. It is a transcript of the gene SLC45A4, whose product is annotated as solute carrier family 45 member 4. Gene Ontology annotation, molecular function: sucrose:proton symporter activity. The record is from RefSeq and is a predicted model, not a curated record. Gene Ontology annotation, cellular component: membrane. Gene Ontology annotation, biological process: transmembrane transport. Lineage: Eukaryota; Metazoa; Chordata; Mammalia; Carnivora; Felidae. Bases 565 to 2880 code for a protein of 771 amino acids. The transcript has 9 exons.